AAGAGGGAAGGAAGGCGCUGAGGACCGCGCACGCCCAGCCCAGCUGCCGACUCCACCACUUCGCGGACACCCACUCUACGCUGACAGGACCCUGGCCGCACCCACCGUUAUCUCUUUGAGCUAGGAUAGCCCGUGCUGUUUCCCCAAAGAUGGAAAUCCCACCCACCCACUAUGCUGCGUCCAGGGCCGCCUCGGUGGCGGAGAACUGCAUUAACUACCAGCAGGGGACCCCCCACAAGGUGUUCCUGGUGCAGACAGUCCAGCAGGCCAGCAAGGAGGAUAUCCCAGGAAGAGGGCACAAGUACCAUCUUAAAUUUUCUAUGGAGGAAAUUAUCCAAAAACAAGUUACAGUGAACUGCACAGCUGAAGUUCUUUACCCUCAAACGGGACAAGGCACUGCACCAGAAGUCAACUUCACAUUUGAAGGAGAAAUUGGCAAGAACCCAGAUGAGGAAGAUAACACAUUUUAUCAAAGACUCAUGUCUAUGAAGGAACCACUACAAGCACAAAACAUUCCAGAUAAUUUUGGAAAUGUGUCUCCACAAAUGAAGCCAGUCCACCACUUAGCCUGGGUCGCCUGUGGUUAUGUAAUGUGGCAGAAUUCAACUGAAGACACAUGGUAUAAAAUGGCAAAAAUUCAAACUGUCAAGCAAGUGCAAAGAAACGAUGACUUCAUUGAGUUAGAUUACACCGUUCUGCUCCAUGACACUGCAUCGCAGGAGAUUAUUCCCUGGCAAAUGCAAGUUCUGUGGCAUCCACAGUACGGCACAAAAGUAAAGCACAACAGCCGCCUCCCAAAGGAAGUGCAAGCGGAGUGAACAAGACCCUACGUUGGAGACAACCGCCAGCCAACAUGCUCCUUAACCAUGUGUAUGCUGUCCCCACUGGUGUCUAGCCGAACAGGCCCAAUGAAUCCCAGUGCCAGCCUGUAGGUCAUGUCUACAGUACCGAGCCGCAAAGAUUCCAUAAUAAAGAAUAGUACUACAGAAAAAUGUCUUUCCAACAGUAAUGGUACUAUAUAUAUCCCCUAAUAAAAAGUCCACUUCAGCCUCAUAGA
This is a messenger RNA of Grammomys surdaster, 1057 nucleotides long. It is a transcript of the gene Lxn, whose product is annotated as latexin. NCBI's taxonomy places the organism in Eukaryota, Metazoa, Chordata, Mammalia, Rodentia, Muridae. The record is from RefSeq and is a predicted model, not a curated record. Gene Ontology annotation, molecular function: metalloendopeptidase inhibitor activity. Bases 150 to 818 code for a protein of 222 amino acids. The transcript has 6 exons.